UGGAGCCUCCCGGAAGGUGCGCGGCGGGCGCUGCACGUGGCCCGGCGCAGAUGGGGGCGCCCGGCGGGGCGGCGGCCUCGGGGCUUCCCGCGGGGCCCGCCCGCUUCCGCUGCCCGGAGGACUUCUGCGCGCGGUGCUUGGACCCCGGCGCCGCCAUCUGCCUGGGGGCGCCCGGCAAGCGCCUGCUGCUCAUCCGCGCCCCGGCCGACUUCCGCCCGGAGAGCCUCUCCGGCCACCGCCUGCCGCUCCUGGGCUCCCCACUUCUGAGGACAUCGCAGCCGGACGGCAGCCAGAAAGUCUACGGUCUCCGAGCGACCCGGGAGGAGAGCGUCGCCCGCCUGCUGAUCGCCGCUGGCCGGCCGGAGCGGCUCGUCUGCGCCCAGCCCUUCGGGGGCUCCCUGAAGAUCCAGGAGAGAGACAGCGCGCCCGACGCCCCCCGGCCGCUCUUCCCCGUGCCGGAGAGGCCGCCCCCGAAGGUCCCCGCAGGCCUCAAGCAGCGUUUCUUCCCCUUCGGGGCCCGGCUCCCUUCCUCGGGAGCGCCGCCCCGGAAGGUUGCCCGGGCGAGGGGCAAGAAGCGGCCGCUGCUGCUUUGGAAGCAGGCGCUCUGGCCGUCGGAGGGUCCCGAGCAGCGCCCCCUGAAGGAGGAGGCGGAGGAGCCGGCGGCGGCAGCGGCACCUGGGCCAGCCACGCUCCCAGGGCUUGGGGGCCGGCUGCUGUGGCAGGAUGCCCGGCCAAGUGGCCACUUAGAGGAGGCUUCCUGGUCGGGAGAGGCGGGCAGGAGAGCCAGGAAGAAAGCGAAGAAGCGGAAGACCCGCCCGGAGACGGAGGAGUUGCCGAAUCCCAGUUCCAGGUACUGGCAGCCUGAAUGGGAACUCCGCUUGCAGGGAGGGAGGGAGGCGGAGAUGCCAGAGGCCGGGGCAGAGGGGCUGUGGGGAGCUGCUGCCACCAAGGAGGAGCCGGGGGAUGCCCCCUGUCUGGGGAGCCUCCUGGAAGAGAAUCCGAGGGGCACUGGAGAGGACCCUGCUGGGGAAGUCCCCAGCGGCAAGAAGAAGAAGAAGAAGGAGAGGAGGAGCCGAGAGAGAGCGGCGGAGGGGCUGUGGGGCCUGGCUGCCAUCAAGGAGGAGCCGGGGGAUGCCCUCUGUCUGGGGCACCUUCCGGAAGAGCAUCUGGGCCCAGCUGGGGAACUCCUGGCCUGCAAAAAGGAGAAGCUGGACAAGGAGCCUCUAUGGGAACAGGGGACAGAAACGCAGCAGCGCCUGGAGUCCAACGUGCUGGACUGGGCUGCCCCCCUCUGGCAAGAGGCAGAGGGGCUGGAAGAGCCAUGGCAAAGGAACGGAGCGGCCCCCAGACCCAAAAAGAAAGGCAGGAGGAGGGAGAGGGAGGACCAGGCUGGACUAUUUGCAGCUGGAACUUAACAGCCGGGGAGGGACAGCUCUCUUCCGGCCAAGUGUCCCUGUUUUAUUCAUGCGAAUAAAUUCAGGAGCUCUGAAGGCUCCGCCAU
Molecule: messenger RNA, 1501 nt
Organism: Pseudonaja textilis
Lineage: Eukaryota; Metazoa; Chordata; Lepidosauria; Squamata; Elapidae
Source: RefSeq, a predicted model, not a curated record